AUGGCUCAACCUCGGCCUCCAGGGCCAGAGAGGAGUAUUACAGCUCGUCCAUUUGAGAGCAAGUUGAGCCAGCAACUUCUGCCAGAAUCGUCCUUCUCGCCGGAGCGCGUGUCCAAAUCACGUUCUCUGUCAGACGCUUCGAGGCCUACAAACAGUAUACAACCAGAAACAGGGGAUCUGAGUCGUCCGCCGAGUAAAGACGACAGUGCGCUCCCCACGUUACCGGUCACACCCAGUCGCUCCGACAGCCUUCACCAUCCCAACCUAUCCUUGAAUCUCCCCUCGAAGGGAUCAGGUUCCCCCUCCAUAUCUCGCGCCCCGCUAUCACCGAAACUCGACUCUUCACAAAUUUAUGGUUCCCCCGGCUCUGUUCUCCCACGACGCUCUCGCGGCCUGGACUUCUCACGCGCGUGUACCAACCUCCACCAUUCUACUCUCGCUGAAUCCUCUCCCGACUCGUCGCCGAUAAUUGGAGGUCGUGGCAUGACAAUACCACAACGACGUGGAUCCAUUGGCUCGACAUCAGUUCCCGUCUUCUCAACCUCAGGUCUGGCGGAUCGCACCGCAAUCUCGAGCUCCGUGUCGUCAAGCGUGAAUAUGAUGGAAUCGGAUACCAGCAGCAGCGAAGACGAUGAUGAUGCAGUGAUGGGUGACCGUGACGACAUCAUGCUCUCCACACCCCAGGCAACACGCAUGGGUAACGGACCGAGUCCCUUCAGUGCGAAUAGCAUUCAAAGCCCCGGGAACGAUUGGAUGGGAGGCUAUUCACAAGCAGCUGCUAGUCUGAUGAGUUUCCAGCGAGCUCGUCUCCACAAAGCAAGGAGCCGGCAUAGUUCCAGCAGCGCAAGUGUUAACAGCUCCAAGCCUAGCCCUGGACCCCACUCUCCUCCCGUCAUGAAGAGCGUGGAGAAUUCAACAGCAGGGUAUUUUGGGCAUCGACCGUCUGUCCAUUCACGACGAGAGAGCUUGAGUUUUGGCACAAAAGACCUUCGCCUGUCAGAUCUAAGUGACGAUGGUGAAGGCCGCGCUGUACGAGCUGGUAGUCCUACUGGUACACCCCAUUCCGAAGGUGGACCAUUGGGAGUCAUCCGGCGUGCGGUCACCAGGCGAGGAAGUUUAUUGCCUAAAACCAAGACCUUUGCUCGCAUUCGUGCAGCGUUGAUGGAAGAAGGCCAACCCAUCGACAGCGAUGUCAAACGCGAGGCUGAAGUAAUUAGACAAGUUCGCGAUACAGAACCUGAGACAUCGCCCAAAAUUGGUACUUUCCCUUCGCUACAGCCAACUGAAACAGUGGAGGAAUCUCCCGGCGAUGAAUCUACACCGGGGAAAUCAAACGCAGACCCGAGUAGUUUCAGCAAACAAGCCAGCCGCAACUCUGGGGGUGUUGAUUUUUGGAACUCAUUUGACGAGCGUUAUCGCACUCCACCGCCAUCCUUGCGCCAGGCCGCCUCCUCUGUCGCAGACGAUGACAUAAUGAUGGAUAUGACCCCGUCUACCACGAUUGGGUCGACGACUGCUGACUCCAAAUCACGCUCCCGCUCCUCGACUCCAUAUGCUUCUGGAAUGACUGUCGUGGGUGAGAUGCGUCGGAAGCGACGGCGGGAGGACGAUUUUGAUCCAAACCUCUUCAAGCGUCGAGCUGUGUCGCCUAGCGUGAGUGCCCAAAGCAGUCCGGUGCUGAACCAUUCCUCCGUUAUUGAUAAUGGACCGAAUAUUUGGGGUCCACCAUCUAAGCUUGGUCCUCCCUUCUCUGAGCGUGGCAGCACCGAGACUGGGAAUCGUACCACACCACAUACUGGCACCACGAAGCGCGUGGGCUUGCAAGGCAUGACUGAAGCCAGUGAUGGAUUUAUGAACAUGAGUAUUGAAUAG
Molecule: messenger RNA, 1872 nt
Organism: Penicillium odoratum
Lineage: Eukaryota; Fungi; Ascomycota; Eurotiomycetes; Eurotiales; Aspergillaceae
Exons: 2
Coding region: 1-1872 (623 amino acids)
Cellular component (GO): site of double-strand break
Source: RefSeq, a predicted model, not a curated record